Lasiodiplodia theobromae is the source of this 498-nucleotide messenger RNA. Its product is annotated as 50s ribosomal protein l13. The record is from RefSeq and is a predicted model, not a curated record. Lineage: Eukaryota; Fungi; Ascomycota; Dothideomycetes; Botryosphaeriales; Botryosphaeriaceae. The transcript has 3 exons. Gene Ontology annotation, biological process: negative regulation of translation; translation. The coding region runs from base 1 to 498 and encodes 165 amino acids. Gene Ontology annotation, molecular function: structural constituent of ribosome; mRNA binding. Gene Ontology annotation, cellular component: ribosome; mitochondrial large ribosomal subunit.
AUGUCGCAGACAAUUGGCAAGACUCGCCUCGCCUACAGCCGCGCGUGGCACCAUAUCGAUGUGGGCGGAGACCCGCGGCCGCUGGGCCGACUGGCGUCGUCGAUUGCGCUGGCGCUGAUGGGCAAGCACAAGCCCAUCUUCGACCCGUCAACCGAUUGCGGCGAUUACGUCGUCGCGACCAACUGCGAGCACCUGCACACGACGGGCAAGAAGAUGUUCAAGAAGAAGUACUACCGCCACACGACCCGCCCCGGUAGCUUGCAGGAGAUCACGAUGAAUCGUCUGAUGGAGAAGUGGGGUGGUGGGGAGAUUCUGCGUCGCGCGGUGAGCGGCAUGUUGCCUAAGAACAGGCUGCGGAAGGAGAGGUUGGCGCGGUUGAAGGUUUUCGAGGGCGCGGCGCAUCCCUACAAGGCGAACAUCUUGAAGGUUGCGGGUCAGAAGGCUCCUUCGAUACGGGAGUUGCCAGAGGUGAAGAAGACGUUUGCGGAAUCGAAAUAA